GCUUGGAUGAGGGUCCGCGUGACGUUACAUGGAAAUAUUUUCCAGAUGCGCGCUGAGUAGUGGCGCAGAAUCCUCUAUUUUUGGCUAUUUCGAAAGUUCUACGCUUGCACAAUAGUUUGAUUUCUUUAGGUCGCCUGUAGUAAUAAGAAAUAAUGUUGAAUUAUGAAGACGGAUUUCAGGACGAAUUGGAAGGGGUCCGCCAACCUCGCUGCGUGAAGUAAACUGCGUUUGGUUUGUUCAGCUCUUCAGUCCUUUUCAGAGACCAAAAUGAGGGCAAUGCAUGCCAUUCUAAUAAUUUUCAUCUGCCUUCACUAUAGUUGGGGUAAGAAGAUGCGCUGGUGCACGGUGUCUGAGCCGGAGCAGAAGAAGUGUGCGGAGCUGGCCAAGGCCCUGGUGGCAGUGUUGCCUCCUGCUGCUGUGGCAGCAUUCGCAAGGCUCUCCUGUGUCCUCGCCUACAGCACCACCGACUGCAUCAACAAGAUCAGGGCUAACCGUGCUGACAUGGUAACAUUGGAUGCAGGGGAAGUCUACACUGCAGUGAAGCAGUUUGGCCUCACUGCCAUUGCCAAGGAGAUCUACAGGGACGGAGGCUGUAUUCUGUCGGUGGCGGUGGUGAGGAACAGCACCCUGGACGUGCGCUCCCUGCAGGGCCAGAGAAGCUGUCAUACUGGGGCCCGCUGGACGGCAGGCUGGAGUCUACCCCUGGGCUUCCUGCUGUCCCGCAACUACCUGACCUGGGCAGAGGAGCAGACACUCAGUCUGGCGGUCAGUGCCUUCUUCAAUGCUAGUUGUGUUCCUGGGGCGGCUGCCAUAGCACCCGUCCUGUGUGCCCUGUGUCAGGGUCAGAAGUCCUACAUCGCCCAGCGCAACUUCCACUGUGAAACGGCACAUGGCGAACCCUUCUACAACAGCCAGGGGGCGCUCAGGUGUCUCAAGACUGGGGCAGGGGAUGUUGCUUUUGUGGACCAUACAGCCCUGGAGGGUAUUGAAGAGAGUGAGAGGAAGGAUUACCAGCUGCUGUGUACUGAUGGUACCCGUGCGCCACUAAGCCACUAUGGGACCUGCAACUUGGGAAGGGGACCAGGACAGGGCAUGGUCACUCGACUCAAUGUUCGUAAGAUCGCACGCAAGUUCCUGGCGGCAGCACAGAUGGCGUUUGGUCGGCGGGGUAGAGAGAGGCAGCGUUUCCAGCUCUUUGACUCUGCUCCGUUCGGCGCCGCUGAUCUGCUCUUCAAGGAUGUCACAGAGAAGCUGUCCAUUCUAGAGGAUAACAAGGACAUCAGUCAGGUGCUGGGGCUGGACUAUGUGGCUCUCCUCAAAGGCCUUGGACAUGAAGGAAGCUCAUUGGAGGACAGUGUUGUGCGUUGGUGCUGCAUUAGCAAUGCAGAACAGAAGAAAUGUGAGCAGUGGGCUCUCAGCAUUAAGUCAGACCCAUUGGUGUGUGUUAGAGCCAUCUCCAUGAGCGAUUGUGUCGAGAAGAUUAAGAGAGAUGAGGUGGAUGCUGUCUCACUGGACGCCACGCACGCAUUCAUCGCUGGGAAAUGUGGCCUUGUCCCCGUGGUAACAGAGUAUUAUGGGAAGACGUGCGUACCGGCUGAGGGAGGAGCUGAAAAAGCAGGCCAUUUAGAGACGGAUGUGUUGCCAUCCGUCGUUGGUGUGGCGGUCGUGAAGCGCUCCACCAGGGGUGUGUUCUUUGGGAACUUUGGGGGCAGGCGCUCCUGCCACGGCCACAUGUACAGCCCUGCAGGCUGGCUUCUGCCCUUUAGACACAACCUCAGCCUGGAACACAACAACACCUCUCCCUGUGAACCAAACCAAGGU
Salvelinus sp. IW2-2015 is the source of this 1821-nucleotide messenger RNA. RefSeq names its product serotransferrin-1-like. Lineage: Eukaryota; Metazoa; Chordata; Actinopteri; Salmoniformes; Salmonidae. Gene Ontology annotation, biological process: iron ion transport. The record is from RefSeq and is a predicted model, not a curated record. Gene Ontology annotation, cellular component: early endosome; plasma membrane; recycling endosome.